AUUCAUAUCAGCCCAAAGCAGAAUUUGGAGUAUGGUUGGCUGGCUUAUAUGUUGGGAGACAGAAGUACAAAAAAGUUCUCUGAAUAUAGCAAAGUCUUUACAGUGGAGGGAAACUUAUCUUCUGGGAAGGGCAAGCUUGCACAACAAAUAGCAGAAAAGCUAGGGAUGAAAUAUUUCCCAGAAGCAGACAUCCAUUACCUAGACAGAAUCACAGCAGAUGGAACGCUGCUGCCUGAGAAAUUUAACGGCUUCUGUAACCUAGAGAGGUUUUACAAUGAUCCGAAAUGCCCGGAUGGACAUUCGUAUCGACUGCAGGCUUGGCUGUUCGGUAACCGCGUGUUACAGUAUGCUGAUGCGCUGGAGCAUCUGCUGAGCACAGGCCAAGGCGUGGUGAUGGAGCGCUCUCCCUACAGCGACUUUGUGUUUCUGGAUGCAAUGUUUAAAGAAGGCUAUAUCCACAAACGAUGUCUUGAUCACUACAAAGAGAUCAAAGAGAUCAGCAUUUGUGAAUUCCUGCCGCCUCACUUGGUCAUUUAUGUAGACGUACCUGUCCCAGAGGUGCAGAAGAGGAUUCAGGAGAAGGGCGAGCCCUAUGAGAAAAAGGUGUCUCCUUCGUAUCUCCAGAACAUUGAGGAUGCUUAUAAGAAAACCUUCUUACCAGAGAUCAGCGAGACCAGUGAAGUUCUGCAUUAUGUGGGAACUGAGGCAGAAGAUGUGGACAAGGUAAUCGAAGACAUUGAGUACCUGAAGUUUGACAAGGGGCCAUGGCUGGAGCAGGAUGAUGUUUCUUUCCAUCAUCUGAGACUUUACGUUCAGGACAAAGACGGAGUGCUGAAUCCUGUAGCCAUCCCUCGCUUCAUUCCAGAAAUCACAAUUGGAGGCAGCGAAUACGAUAAAAUCUAUCACGAGUAUCGAUCGCUUCCUGGUCGCAAUUAUAGGCCAGGCUACAAUGCUGAUGUUGGUGACAAGUGGAUCUGGCUGAAAUGA
Messenger RNA from Eurypyga helias (sunbittern), 987 nucleotides. It is a transcript of the gene NDUFA10, whose product is annotated as NADH dehydrogenase (ubiquinone) 1 alpha subcomplex, 10, 42kDa. The coding region runs from base 49 to 987 and encodes 312 amino acids. The record is from RefSeq and is a predicted model, not a curated record. NCBI's taxonomy places the organism in Eukaryota, Metazoa, Chordata, Aves, Eurypygiformes, Eurypygidae. The transcript is spliced from 9 exons. Gene Ontology annotation, cellular component: cytoplasm. Gene Ontology annotation, biological process: mitochondrial electron transport, NADH to ubiquinone.